AUGAAGGGGUAUAUUGAUGCUGAGCUAAUAACCAUCCGAGGACCAACAAAUGAAGACCUGGAUGCUAUGUACGUUUAUUCUGGAAGACAUGGCAAUCCGGGUAUAUCUUACAGUUACUAUGUCCCUGGAAAUGGGAAAAGUACAACCUUCAAAUGGAACCAAACGAUCGACAGCGAAUGCAGUACCACAUGUGCCGGAGCUUUGCAAAUAAAGAAAGAAAAUGAAAUCACCAAAUCGUGCUUGUAUUUCACGUCUAGUGUUUCUUGUAGUUUUUUUCUUUUCUCAUAUUCACACAGAUAUAAGUUGGGGGCUUGGAGUCCAUGUUCUGAAUUUUGUGGAGGUGGUCAACAGCAAAGAAAUUUUACAUGCGUACAAGUCAUAACACAGAAGUACACCAAAAUUUUACCAGCUCCUAGUUGUAACCAUUUGUCAAAACCGGGCAGUUCGAAAAAUUGCAACAAUAUAGAUUGCAUGCCUCAAUGGGUUACUGGUGAAUGGACACAGUGCUCGGUUCCUUGUGGUGGUGGUGGCACCAAAACACGUCGGGUGGAAUGUAAGAGAAAGCUUAGUAAUGGUUCCUGGAUUGCUCUGCCAGAUGAUCAAUGCACUGAGAAGCCAUCUUCUCAAAUAUCAUGCAAUCAUGUGCCUUGUUACAAGUGGCGAGUUCAGUAUCCGUGUGCCAGCUGCGGAGGUUCGAAUAUGAGUUACUUUCCGAUUGGCUGUUUCAAGGACAAACACAGCAGUGAACGACCGUUAGAGAAACUGGUUGCAAAUCUUCGUGGGGGCAUUGACUGGUAUCACAUGGAGAAAACAAUAAGGAAAUGUGCCAAGGAUGCUUGGAGUAAACACUAUGAUGUCUUUGGAAUCCAGUUCUACGGAGAAUGUUGGUCGGGUGCCGAAGGCUAUAAAACCUACGAUAAGGAUGGUUUUAAUUUGCAAGGUUGUUGGGAAGGAGUGGGGAAGUCAAGUAAUAACUAUGUAUACGCCUUCACUAGCAUGGUUACCCAGCCACGUGUUGAUUGCAUCUACACAGCAAAUGGACAGAUUGUCCCGGAUGACAAAUGCACUGCCUCAAGGCCUUCACCUAAAAUGAAACGUUGCUCUGAUGCGUGCAGGACUUAGGCAAAAUACGAAAAAACAGUUCUCUUAAAGGAAUAAGGUCGUUCCCGAUGAUAGAAGAAUCCUAGAGGCCGCAAAGACAAGUUUGAUCCAGUUCCAUAAUGAUUGUUUCUUCAAUGAUAUAAUAUUUUUUUUAGUUUUGUAAAAUGGGAAAUACCUGAUAAUAAACUGCGAAUUAAGGUGUAACA
This is a messenger RNA of Stylophora pistillata, 1307 nucleotides long. RefSeq names its product A disintegrin and metalloproteinase with thrombospondin motifs 1. The record is from RefSeq and is a predicted model, not a curated record. Gene Ontology annotation, molecular function: metalloendopeptidase activity. Gene Ontology annotation, biological process: extracellular matrix organization; proteolysis. Gene Ontology annotation, cellular component: extracellular matrix. Lineage: Eukaryota; Metazoa; Cnidaria; Anthozoa; Scleractinia; Pocilloporidae.